Vigna angularis (adzuki bean) is the source of this 1447-nucleotide messenger RNA. RefSeq lists its product as uncharacterized. The record is from RefSeq and is a predicted model, not a curated record. Lineage: Eukaryota; Viridiplantae; Streptophyta; Magnoliopsida; Fabales; Fabaceae. Bases 29 to 1336 code for a protein of 435 amino acids. The transcript has a single exon.
CCAAAGUGAACUUCCUCCGAUAGACCUAAUGGCUACAGAUGGAAACACAAGCGGGACGGGGAACAACGCGCCACCGGAAUUCAGAUCUUAUAAAGAGAGGGACCUCCCACUGAUGGAGUUCCCUUCUUUUGACAUGAGAAACGGGUCACCGGUAUCCGCGUUCAGGCUUGUGGUGAGGCUCCCGGUGGCCCAGGGGUAUCACUGGGUGCCUGUGCAGGGCAUGACACCUGAGGCAGCCAUGUCGAACAUUGACGCCUUCAUCAAGAGCCAGCAAAUGCAGCUGACAGCACACCCCCCAGCCGACUGGACUCGAGAAAGGAUCAAGAAGAUUGCCAUCUGCUUGGGGAUCUCUCGUGCGGUCGCCACCGCCAACCACAGGAUCCAGCUAUCUGAUAUCAUGCCAGAAGAAAGGGCCAGCCCAGUGUUCAACUACAGGCCGCCCGUAGCCGGGGAAACAAGAGGGACAAUCGAAAUAGUCCCGGGGCUGAGCGACGAGGAGAGGGCGUUCGCUGCCCAGCCCAUUGAGUACACUGAUGCGGAGAAGGCCGCCAUGGCUGUGCUUAUGAGAUGCUCUCUAGCGACGAUCCCCCUGCAGGGAUACUCCUUGGUUGAUUGCGGGCAAGACUACCUGAGCGACAAGGGGACGCAGUCGGGCAAGGCUUUUGCUGCGGUGGAGAGGCAAUUCUGGGGCGAACCUGCCAUCAAGGACUGGCUAGGCGCUGACAUCAAGCAGAUACAGGAUGCCAUGUGGAACAAGGCUACCCACCCGGUGAACUUGGCGGUUAAGUACCGAGCGUGCACAAGCCAGGAGGUCAAGGAGCAGCUAGUCACUGCGGGAGUGGGCUCGGCAGCGAUUAGGCUGCCUGCAAUGGAACCAGAGGUCAGAGCAGGGAAGUCUUACAUCGCGCUCUGCGACGUUGUGAGUCCUCACUUCGAGAUGUUCGGAGGGGGUGUGAACACCGACCUACUCGAGCUGGCGCUGGCCACCGUGCAGGCAUACCCCCUUGGAACGGAGAACCCCGGAGAGCUACAGAACAGGGACAAGAGGAUCCCACUGAACGUGGUGAACAGGAGGACUGCAGUACACUGGGUCAGCUCCAUGGUCAAGCGAAACGCGAACAUCGCUGCGAUGUGCUAUGGCUUCUUCAUUGCCAUGUCCGACAGGACCCUGAUGUCCGCAGCUGGUGGAGCGGUGGACAUCCUGAGGCACUCGUUUUCGCUCAAAAAGCUGGUCAGAAACCAGCUCCCUGCAUACAUGACCGGUUACGAGAUGUAUGGCGACUAUGCUGCUGCUGUUGCCAAAAAGCAGACAAGAAGCAAGGGUGCUUUACAGUGAGCUGUGUGUUUCUGCAACAGGUAGAUAGGUUUUACUGCUUUCAUAGUUAGGAUUUCCCUUUGCGUUGUGAGUCCUUUUCUAUUUUAAUGAUAACUAUCGGUGUCAUUUUAA